This is a messenger RNA of Drosophila busckii, 1281 nucleotides long. RefSeq names its product androgen-induced gene 1 protein. Gene Ontology annotation, cellular component: membrane; endomembrane system. Lineage: Eukaryota; Metazoa; Arthropoda; Insecta; Diptera; Drosophilidae. The coding region runs from base 259 to 1002 and encodes 247 amino acids. The record is from RefSeq and is a predicted model, not a curated record. The transcript has 3 exons.
UGUAAAGAGGCAAAUUUACGAACGCGUUAGCAACGCGUGUUAAUCGAAUUGUUGAACUAAAACAGCAUAAAAUCCAUUAAAUUAUUAGCAUAUGUCCAUUAUAGGCGCUAUUUGACUUUAGCUUGUAUGUUUUCGUUUUCUUCGUCUUAAACAUAUUUUAAAUAUUUCUGUCAGUGGCGCAAAUAUUGAUCGCUGACAAACAUACCAACUAAAGUUUCUUUUGCAGUCGUAAUAAAAAAUAAAUAAAUCUAAAGCAAUAUGACAAAAGUGGAAUUGUACAAAUCCCGUGUGUUCGUUACGAUAAUACAUCUAUGUGCCUUGGGCCAAUUCGCAUAUGGCUUAUACUUUAGCAAUUUUGAAAUACAACGCAGCUAUAAGCUCAAGACAAGCUUCAGUCGUCGCCUAGUGCCAGAGACUUUGCCACAAAAAGUUCGUUUCCUCAGCUAUUGGUCGCUGAUAAUUCAAGCGCUAUACUAUAUAGUCUCGCUGCUGAAUGAUUUUGUGGGCACAAAUGAGCUCGUGCCAAAACGGGCACCGGCCAUACGCAAGUUCAAGGAUUGGCUAAUGGCUACACUGGCCUUCCCCGUGGCCCUAAAUGUGGGUGUAACCUUCUGGACGCUUUAUGCCAUUGAUCGUGAACUGGUCUUUCCCAAAGUGUUGGAUCCCGUCUUCCCCAGCUGGCUGAAUCAUAUACUGCACACCAACAUUGUGGUCUUCAUUGUCUUGGAGCUCUUCACUUCAUAUCGCGCUUAUCCCAAGCGCAGCAAGGGUCUAGCGGGAUUGGGAAUCUUCAUGGUCAGCUAUUUGGUGUGGAUACACAUUAUUAAGCAUUACUCCAAUGUCUGGGUGUAUCCGGUGCUGGAGGUUUUACAGUUUCCACAACGCAUGGUAUUCUUUGUGGCUGUCAUUGGCUUUACAUUGGCUCUCUAUCUACUCGGCGAAUUUCUCAACAAUGUAGUCUGGGCCAAGGAGGUUAAGCUAUCGCAGCGCAAAGCCAAGUAAAUGCAGUCAACAAUUAAAAACCAAAAAACCAAAAGCAGUUAGCGCUUAACACAACUUUGCAAAACUAUAACAAUUUAAAUUUAUCUAUUACUGAAUUUAAUACUAGUAAAGUUGCACUUACAAGAUUUGUAAUUAUUCAACGUUAGCUCAAAAUGUAAGUUUGUUUUUUACUUUCAACUUAAAAACAAAUGCACAGCAACAACUACAAUUACCUGCGUUCUAAAGAAAAAAUCCUGUAAAUUCAAUUCUAGCAUCAUAAUUAAUAAAAACAAAAGUCAA